Hemiscyllium ocellatum (epaulette shark) is the source of this 1236-nucleotide messenger RNA. It is a transcript of the gene abhd3, whose product is annotated as abhydrolase domain containing 3, phospholipase. Gene Ontology annotation, biological process: medium-chain fatty acid biosynthetic process; phosphatidylcholine metabolic process; medium-chain fatty acid catabolic process. The record is from RefSeq and is a predicted model, not a curated record. The transcript has 9 exons. Bases 1 to 1236 code for a protein of 411 amino acids. Gene Ontology annotation, molecular function: acetylesterase activity; A2-type glycerophospholipase activity; monoacylglycerol lipase activity. Lineage: Eukaryota; Metazoa; Chordata; Chondrichthyes; Orectolobiformes; Hemiscylliidae.
AUGAUCGAUCUGAGACACAAUGUGAACACAUUGACCAGAGAUCUGAGAGUGUAUUUAGAAAAUCAGGUCAAAAUCAAUCUGCCAGGUUCAGGGGUAGGUUUGUCUCUUGUUUUAGGAUUCGGUGCUGCCUACAUCUGUUAUUAUCUGAACUCAAUUGCAAAGAAGCCACAGCUUAUCACAGGGGCAAAAACGUUAUCUCAGUUUCUACAGAGGUAUUGUCCUGUGGUAACAGAGACUUAUUAUCCGACCUUUUGGUGCUGGGAAGCAAGAAUCCAGACGCUGCUCAGGCCAUUCAUCACCGCCAAACCUUGGGUGAAAUACAGAAAUGAACUUAUUAAGACGCCAGAUGGUGGACAUAUUUCCUUGGACUGGAAUGAUAGUGAUGAGAAUGCAUUGUAUCCUAUCUCUGCUACAAGACCUAUUAUCCUUAUCUUACCUGGACUUACGGGAACAAGUAGGGAAUCGUAUAUACUGCACAUGGUUAAACAGAGCGAAAUACUUGGAUACAGAUCUGUUAUUUUCAACAACAGAGGAGUGUCUGGAGAGGAAUUGUUGACUCCCAGAACAUAUUGUGCAGCGAACACAGAAGAUUUGGAAACAGUCAUUUCACAUGUACAGAAAACAUUUCCACAAGCUCCACUAAUGGCUGCUGGUGUCUCCAUGGGCGGAAUGCUCCUGUUGAACUACCUGGGUAAGACUGGCCAGCAGACCCCACUGAAGGCAGCGGUAGUCUUCUCCAUUGGCUGGAAUGUAUUUGAGUGCACGAUUUCCCUUGAAAAACCACUUAACUGGAUAUUGUUUAAUUACUACUUAACCAAUUGUCUACAAUCUUCCGUCAACAGGCACAGGCCAAUUUUGGAAAAAUCAUUUGACAUAGAUUAUGUCCUGAAGGCAAAAACUAUCCGAGAAUUUGAUGAACGGUUUACAUCAGUGAUGUUUGGUUACCAAACAAUUGCUGAUUAUUAUAGAGAUGCCAGUCCUUACCUCAAACUAAAGUCCAUUGAAAUUCCUGUCUUGUGCUUGAAUGCUUUAGAUGAUGUCUUUUCACCAAGCCAUGCCAUACCUAUGCAAUCUGCCAAACAGAAUCCCAAUGUUGCAUUAUUACUAACUGCACAUGGUGGUCACAUCGGCUUCCUGGAGGGGAUAUUUCCUCGAUGGGCCACUUAUAUGGACAGAGUCUUCAAACAGUUUACACAAGCUGUCUUUGAGCAUAGAGAUGAGCUGAAAAAUACAUAA